CCUCCUUAAACCUUAAACCCCGUCUUCUCACCUCUGCCUCCAUCUCUCUUUCUUUCGGAGGCUGAGAAAGACAAACACGUAUUGUUCACAUAUUCUUCUCAUCAAAACGCUGGAAAUUCGAAACCGUAACCCUAGCUCUUCUGAGCUUCCAUUGCUUCUGGCUUGCUCUAGCUUUGAAGGAAUCAGGAGAGGGUUGAAGCUUCUUACAGCUCGCAAAGAGGCCUUCUUGUGUGCAAAUUUGGUCAAAAUUCGGUGAAUCCUGUUGUUUUAAGCUCUUCAUCAAUUGUUUUUAGAUGGCGAGAUGGGAUGAGAUCUUCUCUCUCCCUGUGCAGAGUCCUCCAUCCUUGGAGUUUUCUGCUGCUGAUCUUGUGUGGACUAAGGUGGAAGGUUGGCGUGACAAAAUGAAUAGAGUUGUUCUCAUCCCUUAUGCUAGAGUCAACGAUUUUGUCAGGGGUGAAUCAUCUAAUAAAGAGUGCCCCACCAGAUUUCAUGUUGAAGCAAGGAGGAGAAGGCCUCCACAAAUGGCUUACAAGCCGAAGGUUGAUGGCAUUCUUGAGUAUAUUCUGUACUGGUGUUCCUUUGGCCCUGAUGAUCAUAGAAAGGGUGGGAUUGUACGACCCAGCAGGAGUACAUAUGUCGCAAAGAAUAAAUCUGCUGGUCGGCCUAAUACAAAGAGAGGUUGUAAGUGUCAUUUUAUUGUGAAACGCUUAAUUGCUGAGCCAUCAGUUGCGCUUAUCAUAUAUGAUGAUGAUAAGCAUGUAGACGAGAAGGGGCUACCUUGCCAUGGUCCACAAGAUAAGAAGGCUGUGGGUACACGGGCCAUGUUUGCACCUUAUAUCUCUGAUGAUCUCCGUCUCCGGGUCUUAUCCCUUUUACAUGUUGGGGUGUCUGUGGAAACCAUCAUGCAAAGGCACAAUGAAUCGGUGGAGAGACAAGGCGGGCCGAGUAACCGUGAUGACCUUCUCACUCAUAGGUACGUUCGGAGAUUAGAGAGAAGUAUCCGACGCUCCACAUAUGAACUGGAUGAAGAUGAUGCCGUUAGUGUGGGCAUGUGGGUUGAGAGCCAUCAGAAUGACAUUUUCUUUUAUGAAGACUUCUCUGAUUCAGACCCUUUUACUUUGGGCAUUCAAACAGAAUGGCAGUUGCAGCAAAUGAUCCGGUUUGGUAACCGAAGCCUCAUUGCAUCUGAUUCAAGAUUUGGAUCAAACAAAUUGAAGUAUCCUGUUCACACUUUCCUCGUCUUUGACUCAGACAACAAGGCUAUCCCCGUUGCCUGGAUAGUAACAUCAAGAUUUGGUAGUGUGAAUACUCAAGAUAAGUGGAUUCGGGCUCUUUACAAUAGAGUCCAUUCAAAAGAUCCAACAUGGAAAUUGGCUGGGCUCAUAGUGGAUGAUCCUUGCACUGACAUCCUAGCCAUCAGGGAAGUGUUUCAAUGCUCUGUAUUGAUCUGCUUUUGGCGAGUCCGCCAUGCAUGGCAUAAAAACCUGUUAAAGAAAUGUUCGGAAACGGAGAUAUGUGUGGAGAUAUCAAGACGACUCGGGGAGGCAGUAUAUAGCAUCUGUAAAGGAGAUGGCAAUAUGGAUUUGUUUGAGGGUUUCAUGGAAGAUUUCAUUGACUGCUCAGAUUUCUUGGAUUACUUCCGGGCAAUCUGGUUUCCAAGAAUAGGCACAUGGACUACUGCAUUGAAGACUCUUCCACUAGCAAGCCAGGAGACUUGUGCAGCUAUGGAAUACUACCAUCAUCAACUCAAACUCAGGUUGUUUAAUGAGAAGGACCGAAGUGUUUAUCAACGAGCUGAUUGGCUGGUUAAUAAGUUGGGAACCAAAAUCCAUUCCUACUUCUGGCUUGAUGAGUAUUCGGGAAAGGAUAAUUUUGCCCGGUAUCGUAAAGAUGAGUGGAUGAGUGGUUCAACAUCCUGGCGCAAUGCACUGAAGAUUCCAGACUCUGAUGUUGUUUUGGAAGGUCGAUGUGCAAAAGUUGUUAGCCAGCUCGAUCGAGAGAAGGCUCAUAUUGUGUGGAACCCUGGUUCUGAGUUUGCUAUAUGUGAUUGUGAAUGGUCAAAGAUGGGUAAUUUGUGCAAGCAUGUGAUCAAGGUAACCAGAGUUUGUCACAGUAAGGGGUCAGCUCUGCCAUCUAUUAGCCUUCUUCAGUAUAACCAGACUUUAGUUAAUAUGCUCCAUUGUGCACCACAUGAUUCUUUGAUUCGUGACCAUGCUGUUACUCUAUCUAUUUAUGCCCAAAUGCAAUUAAAUUCAUUAAUUGAUCAAGGUUGUCAGCCUGCAUCAUGUCCUGUUACACAAUUGCAAACCGAAGGUUCUGCUAACAGAGAUAAAGAUGUAAACGAGUCCCAGUGUACAAGGAAGAAUACACCUUGCAAUGGGAAUGUGUUUGGUGUUGGAAAUGAGGCUUGUGGUGCUGUUGCUGGUGAUUUGGGUACUAAGGUUGUUGAGGCAUGUUUCCCAACCAAGAUUGAUGAGCAAAUGAAUGUAUGCAGCGAGAUGGAUUUUGAUUCAUUACACACCUGUACCUCACCAUCAAUGACAUUGCCUGCUGGUGACAUUGCAUGUGAUACUAGCGUCUUAGAGAAUGGAAGUAGAGACUUGAUUGAUGGAAGUCGAGGGAUGAGUGCAGAUCUUUCCUCUAUUGGUAAUAUUUUUACAGAUCAAGAUGGUAUUCAAGAUGAUAUGUUGGUUGAAAACUAUCGUGAGUCUCACGGGAAGAUGUUUUCCAAUGGUUUUGGCAGUGAUGUUGGGGGAACCAUUACUGGCAGCUUGAUGGAUGUGAAUCCAUUAAUGGAGAGUCUUUCAACAGCAGGGCUGGUUGAUCAACACACGAGUAAUGACAAUGGUAAUUGCAGCGAUCUUACAGAACCAACAGAGGGAACCGGAAGUAUAGUGGAGGUGCAUGUUGAAUCAAUCUUGACCUCCACGUGUAGAUCAAUAUCUAUUGAGCAGGAGACAUGCUUUGAUGUAGAAGCCAGUGAAUCCGGUGUUUCUGACAAUUUUCUUCAGAAAGAUCCUGCCAACAUGAUGAGUGUUACUUCAAAACCCAUCCACUUUGGAAUUUAAACAACAAUGGUUGGCAAGGUUGUAUCAAUUAUUGUCAUUUCGAGGACGUAGCAAAGAAGAUACAUGGUAGCCAAGACAUGAAUGGGAAGCUAUCUAGUACCAACACUUGUUUAGAUGUGGGUGGGGUUAAAGAUAGCUCAUAUGUGGGGUGGGGUGGGAUGGUGUUAAAGAUAGCAUUGUGGAUGGAGAUUGGCAUAGUGUGGUGAUCAACUACACAGCAAGAUGGUUCAAAUUGGUUCAUGACUUUUGGUGUCCUCGUCAAUGAUAAGGGGGCUCUCAAGCAACAAAAAGCUGUUGCCCUGAAUUGAUGAUGCUUCAAGCAUCGUGGCUCAGUUAAUUAUCGUGGACGCACUGGUUUUUAAUGCAGGAUGUUGGUCAACAAGCAGAAUAAAUGUGCUUCUGCCAAAGAGAACUUGAAGAUGGUAUAUUUUGAAAGCAACAUGGAGAAGAUAUUUUACUGAUUAUAAUGGUCUAUGGUUCUAUGCUACUGGGGACUUGUAUAUCAUUGUACAACCAACUUUUUUUUAUCAAGUUCAUACGGUUCUUAUUGAUGUAGAUACAUUUUCUCCAGUUUUGAAGCAAAUGGGUUACAGAGGCUGCAUCCGUGCUCUGACUAGAAAAUAUAGUAUUUCUGGUUUUCACAAUUCAAGAAUUUCAAUUGGAUUCACAAGGGUUAAUUUAUGCUGGUUGUGCUUUGGCUUCUAAUGGCAUUAGCUGGCCAUGGUUCCGAUUAUCUGUCCAGGAACUGGUGGCAUUAUCUUCUCAAAAGCAUCAAUUAAGACUGACAGUAACAACAAUGUAUUACUUUGUUCAUUAUUUUUUAAUGUAAAUAAAGUAAGAACUCACCUGUAACUGUUGCAAUUAUGUUUUUUUUUUUUUUUU
Messenger RNA from Macadamia integrifolia, 3950 nucleotides. RefSeq lists its product as uncharacterized. The coding region runs from base 294 to 3068 and encodes 924 amino acids. Gene Ontology annotation, molecular function: zinc ion binding. Lineage: Eukaryota; Viridiplantae; Streptophyta; Magnoliopsida; Proteales; Proteaceae. The record is from RefSeq and is a predicted model, not a curated record. The transcript has 7 exons.